GAACCUCAUUUCUCUUAAUUAGUAGCAAUUCAUUGCAAACAAUGGCGCCUCUGUGACGCGGGUAGAAAAGAGAGUGAGAGAAUAUUUUAACUUUAUGUGAAUGAAACACACUGGAUACAUCACCAAACCCUAAUGUUUCUCUCACCCUCACAAAAUAUCUUAUCUUUAUAGCAUUUCUAGAUUUACAGAAGCUUCCUUCAGAUUCACAAUCUGAUCAAACACACACAAAUGAUCUAAAGAAGAAACUAGAACCCUACUACACAAUCAAAUCACAACCAAACAAGAUAGCAAAAGUUUCCUCUUUAUAUUCUCUUCUCUUAACUCCUUUCUUCUUCUUGUUCUUGAGGAAUCUAGGGUUUGAUUUUUUUUCUCAAAAAGAAAAGGUCUUUCAUCCAAAAAAAGCAAAACCCAGCUCGUGUUUGUGUGUGUGUGUGUCUGUAUAUAGAUAAACAUUUACAUCCCCUAAUAAGGUUACAUAUCAAAAUGGGAAGGGGAAGAGUAGAGCUAAAGAGGAUAGAGAACAAGAUUAACAGACAAGUAACGUUUGCUAAGCGUAGGAACGGUUUGCUGAAAAAAGCUUAUGAGCUUUCUGUUCUCUGCGAUGCUGAGGUUUCUCUCAUCGUCUUCUCCAACCGUGGCAAGCUCUAUGAGUUCUGCAGCACCUCCAACAUGCUCAAGACACUGGACAGAUACCAGAAGUGUAGUUAUGGUUCAAUUGAAGUCAACAACAAACCUGCCAAAGAACUCGAGAAUAGCUACAGAGAGUAUUUGAAGCUGAAAGGUAGAUAUGAAAAUCUGCAACUUCAGCAGAGAAAUUUACUUGGAGAAGACCUUGGACCUUUGAACUCAAAAGAGCUAGAGCAGCUUGAGCGUCAACUAGACGGCUCUCUGAAGCAAGUUCGCUGCAUCAAGACACAGUAUAUGCUUGACCAGCUCACUGACCUCCAAGGCAAAGAGCAUAUGUUGCUCGAAGCCAAUAGAGCUUUGUCAAUGAAGCUGGAAGAUAUGAUAGGCAUGAGAAGUCACCACGUAGGAGGGACAUGGGAAGGCGGUGAUCAGCAAAAUGUUGCCUAUGGACAUCAUCAGACUCAAUCUCAGGGACUGUUCCAGUCUCUCGAAUGUGAUCCCACUUUGCAAAUUGGGUACAACCAUCCAGUGUGUUCAGAGCAAAUGGCUGUAACGACUCAAGGUCAGAUCCAACCAGGAAACGGCUACAUCCCUGGCUGGAUGCUCUGAGUGAUGCAUGCUUCUAAUCUAAUGAUGAGAACAAGCUGGAUCUUUAAGCGUUCAAGUGGUGGGUUCUUGAUGAUGAAAAUGAGAUAUGGAUUAUAUUAGUACGGAAUGUAAUGAAUUGUGUUUAUGUAAUGACAUAAGUGGCUAUAUAUAGUCGUGAUAGCCUUCAACACCACUCUUCUGUUGCAGAAGAUGUUUGUGCCUUUUGAAACCUUGCUUACGGAUUGUAAUGUGUGAAAUGUUAACAUUGCUAACAGUAACUGCAGAGACAGCUUGCAAAAGAGGCAAAUAAGCUCUCAAAUUAACAAUGAGAUUUCAACACUUCACACAA
This is a messenger RNA of Raphanus sativus (radish), 1564 nucleotides long. RefSeq names its product developmental protein SEPALLATA 2. Lineage: Eukaryota; Viridiplantae; Streptophyta; Magnoliopsida; Brassicales; Brassicaceae. The record is from RefSeq and is a predicted model, not a curated record. Gene Ontology annotation, biological process: positive regulation of transcription by RNA polymerase II. Gene Ontology annotation, molecular function: DNA-binding transcription factor activity, RNA polymerase II-specific; RNA polymerase II cis-regulatory region sequence-specific DNA binding; protein dimerization activity. The transcript is spliced from 7 exons. Bases 484 to 1236 code for a protein of 250 amino acids. Gene Ontology annotation, cellular component: nucleus.